AUGCCCUCGACAGCAGAUAACACCAAAACUACAUCCCCUUCUCCUUCAAGCCCCGGGACAAAAAAGUCCCUAACACAGAAUAAAGCAUGGAUCUACGGCAAAAAAGGCUUCGACAAGGCCUGGGACGCCCUGGAUAAAGUCGGCGCCCCCGUGAACCGGCUAAGCAACAAACUCGGCUCCGAAGCCUUCUGGCCCAUGACACUGGACAAAGAAAGCGAAAAGGCCUCUCGUAUCCUGCGCAGUUUCUGCAAGGAAGGAGUAUCUGUUGCCGACGAUGCGACCGUGGCAACCCGGGAACAGACACCCGACGCGAAGAUCGACAAACCACGGGGUAAACCCAAGGUUUUGCAGAAGAUUCCUGCGGAGGUGAUCCGCCAGGCCAAGGGGAUCGCCAUCUUCACAGCCAUGAGGACGGGACUGUGGUUCAGCGGAGCUGGUGGGAGUGGGAUCCUCAUCGCUCGCGUACCCGAGACGGGAGAAUGGAGUGCGCCUUCGGGGAUAUUGCUGCAUACCGCUGGCCUUGGGUUCCUGGCUGGCAUAGACAUCUACGACUGUGUCAUGGUCAUCAACACGUACGAGGCGUUGGAAGCGUUCACCAAAGUGCGGGUGACGCUGGGAAGCGAGAUCUCCGUCGCGGCUGGGCCGGUGGGAAUGGGAGGGGUGCUGGAGUCGGAAGUACACAAACGACAGGCUCCCAUCUGGUUGUACGUCAAGAGUCGCGGCUUCUACGCCGGGGCGCAGAUUGACGGGACGAUUCUGAUCGAGCGCAACGACGAGAAUGAGCGGUUUUAUGGUCGCAAGGUGCCUGUCAAGGAGAUCAUGGCUGGUCACGUGCAGACGGACAACGCGUCUGUCAGGAUGUUGACGCAUACUCUUCAUUCGGCGCAGGGCGACAAGCAGUUUGACCAGACUCCGACUGGCGUUGCUGUACCGACAGGGCCGAGUCCAAGCGAUUUUGCGCCCGAGGAUCUGACGAAUUCGAAUCUGAUGGCACACGGGGCAUUGGCCGCUCAGGAUCAGACGGCUACCGACAAACAGUUUGACCAGACUCCGUCUGGUGUUGCUGUACCGACAGGACCGAGCCCAAGUGAUUUCGCGCCCGAGGAUCUGGCGAAUUCGAAUCUGAUGGCGCAUGGAGCAUUGGCCGCUCCGGAUCAGACGGCUACCGAAACUCCUGCUCCCGUCACCGACCGUUCCGUACCCUUGGAUGGCUCCCAGAGCGAGGAGGCCGUUGCUGCGCAGAUGGAGAGCAUGGGGUUUGCUAGAAUUGAUAUCGAUCGGGCCAUGAGAGCGGCGUCCUUCAACCCCGAUCGCGCCGUGGAGUAUCUGCUAAAUGGGAUCCCCGAUGAUGACCAUCCUGAGCAGCAGCAACAGCCGGCCGGUGGUGCCGCGACAGAUCAUCCCGAGCAUCCAGCUCCUCCUCUUCCCCCCAGACUUCACUAA
This is a messenger RNA of Aspergillus viridinutans, 1443 nucleotides long. RefSeq names its product DUF500 and UBA/TS-N domain protein. The coding region runs from base 1 to 1443 and encodes 480 amino acids. Gene Ontology annotation, molecular function: phosphatidylinositol binding; protein binding. The transcript is spliced from 2 exons. NCBI's taxonomy places the organism in Eukaryota, Fungi, Ascomycota, Eurotiomycetes, Eurotiales, Aspergillaceae. The record is from RefSeq and is a predicted model, not a curated record.